AUGGCCAUUUAUCGACAUUUCGCAACUCCCAAUGUGGCAUCCAAGAUCAAAAGCCUGAUUCUUGCCAAUACUGCGUUACGUCUUUGCCCCUCCACGACAGAAAAGGCGAGGUUUCGAGCGGUGAGAGAUGUGGAAGAAACCUCGUUGGAGGAGAAGCCCAGGCCUGGAUGGGGUGUGGCACAUACUACCUCAGGCCGUGCAGCUAAGGACGGCUUUCAGUGGGAUAAACGGGACGGUCAGGCCGCAUAA
Messenger RNA from Pyricularia grisea, 249 nucleotides. RefSeq lists its product as uncharacterized. The record is from RefSeq and is a predicted model, not a curated record. The transcript is spliced from 2 exons. Lineage: Eukaryota; Fungi; Ascomycota; Sordariomycetes; Magnaporthales; Pyriculariaceae. The coding region runs from base 1 to 249 and encodes 82 amino acids.